AUGGACAGUAAGGUGAAUUGCAAGGAACAUGUUCUUAAGGUUAACAACCAUGAGCUUGUUGAUAAUGGACAUACUAGCUACUUCUCUAAAAUGCCCCCUGCAACAGCAGAACAACUGACAAUCGCAAAAGUUUUAUCUAGGCCAGAUAACGAUGUAAAUAUCCGGUGCUACGUUGUUCAGCUUCAAGAGUUAACUGAGUGUACAGAAGACCAAGCAGUCACUGCAUUGUAUGACUGCGAAAACAAUAUUGAGAGAGCAGUUGAGCUAGUUCUAGAUCAGUUCCGCUGUGGUGCGACAGAAGAGUGGCACACAACUGUCAGCAAGCGUGGCAAGACGAGGCACUCCCAGUCGGCACCAGAACCCGGGCCAGAUAUGACAGCACCUCAGAAAAAAGCUCCCAAACCGAAACUAGAAAAACAUGUUGAAAAUCAAGAUAAAUUCUCAGGACAAAACGUUUCGGUAUCACCUCCAGUUAACGUCACCAAAAAUUCAAACUCUCACCCCGAAAAGUUCAAGAAACCAGGCACAAAGAAAAAAAAUCCACAUAGAACAGAUGCAGUCGCUAGUGACCGCGCCUUCAUUCCACCACAAAGUCGUAGUGAUGAUGUGCUGUGUAACAGUUCGAAGCAGUUACCAGAAAGAAAAAGUAGAGUUGAGUCUGAGGCAUGGGAUCCGUACGCUGACUGUGGCGAGUGGGAAGGGGAUUCAAUCGAAAUAGUUAAUUCAAAUGCAUCCAUUGCCAUGGGUCUGCAGGAAGCAGUAUCCUUACCACCAGAACUUUUCCAUGACAGUCCAAGCUGUUCGGAAAAAAACUUAAACGCGGAUUACAAUCCGCACGUUGAUGAUGUUCAAAACCUAACUAAAGAUCCAGAUGCUUUGGACGCAGAAGCAUUGUUUGCGUCAUUUGCCAAAAGUAAACCACCUCCUCGCGCGUUUACUGGGAAGCUAGAGACAUCAUUAUUUUUUGCCCCGGAAUUGUUGCCUAGUGAGCAAUUUAACUGGAAACCGACUUUCGGUGGUGAGUGUCCUGGUUCACAGUUUAAUACCAAUACAACUGCAAUUCUGAGUCCUGGACAGAUUAGCAAUAAUACAGACGAACCACUUCGGUCACAAAAUGACUCUCGAAAUGUCCAAACAUCCACGGACCGACCUGAUUGCAGUCCGAAGCAGUUUUCGUUCCCACAAAUAUCCCAACAAUCACAUUCCAGCGAUUUUGAACUUAAGAACGCGUCAUUAGGCGUUCUCUUAGAUCCUCCACCUAAAACAGAGGAGAAGAUAAGCAGUGUUCCCACUGACUAUCCAUCGCGACACUACGAUGAACAAAUGGUUUCCAAAGUAGCACUUUCAUAUCCGAUAAAUCAUAAUAAACAGACACCCUCCAUGGUUGCCAGAACUACCAGUGAUAAACCCAGCUAUUUGGAGCCAAAUAUUAAGAACUAUCUUUUGGAUGGUCUGCCGGAUAACAUGAACAAAAUGAACGUUGGAGAGGUCACUGGACAAAGCACAAAAGAUCAGUUUUUAAUUCAGAAUAAUGCACAAUCAUCUCUAGCCCCCUUUUCUCAUGGUCAAAAUGAGCAGCACAUGAUUCCUCACUUGAAUAAAAUACCCGCCUCGCAUGCUAGCACCCACGUAUCUGGGCACACACAACAAGUUAACAAUUCUCAGGCGACUCAUCUUCCUCCAGGUAUGCCACACUUCAUCAGUCAGUUUGCUCCACCUGCUUAUCACAUGUUCAAUUUACCAGGCGGUUCUAGUACAACUCCUGCUAUUUUCGAUCUUGAUCAUUUGCAGCUCUUGCAACAACAGAGGAUGCUUUAUGAUAUGCACUUACAGCACCAGGCUGCCACUACCGCUCAAAGUCUUCUUACAGCGAAUGCAGAUUCCUCAGCAUCAGCAAAACCCGUCAGUCACAAUUUAUCAAAUCCGAUGGGUCAUGUUACUGCUCCAAACACAGGAAUGCGACCGGACAUGCUGACAACUGCACUUGGGCACACUCCACAGAUGAUGACACCUGGACACCCUUACUUUCCUUAUCCCGGUUUUGUCCUCAUGAAUGGUUAUCCAAAUCCAUUUUUAAACCAACAACAACCAAAUUCAGACAAUCCCCAAGUUCAGAAUCCUGGUCAGUGUGCAUCACCAAUUACCCAGCACCAAUCCCAGCUAAACCAAGCUCAAUCUUAUAAUAAUCUCAAACAACUGGGCAAUGGAGUUGGAAACUAUGAAGAUUUGUUAGAUGUCAAGUAUGGUGACCCAUCCAAACAAGUUGGUUUCAAAACCAGCUCAAACCCACCCAACUAUAGUUCAUUUCAAUCUCAAGGAAUGUCGUUAGAUUCUGUCGGUGGAAAGUUAUCUUCUGCCUCUCAUUCCAACAAUGGAUCUCUGGUUCAGAACUUUAACCAUGGAAAUAGCAAUUCUCAUGCACAGCACUUUUCACCACAAUUUUACGCAUCUGUGUCGGGUUCGCCAUACAUGAACACAGUUGCUGCCGCUGUAGCUGCAGCAGCUGCUGCUAAACAUGCACCCAAUAACAGCUCUACUGUCAGUACAAAUCAAUCUAAUCCAAAUAUCGGUGUUGCUACCAACCAAUCUGGCGCUGUUACUGGGCAAAACCAAAUACAUUUACCUGGGAACCCGUCUCAAGGAAUGGUCUUGGGUAA
This is a messenger RNA of Schistosoma bovis, 2657 nucleotides long. The record is from the annotation of a GenBank genome assembly. Lineage: Eukaryota; Metazoa; Platyhelminthes; Trematoda; Strigeidida; Schistosomatidae.